Messenger RNA from Cryptosporidium ubiquitum, 7113 nucleotides. RefSeq lists its product as uncharacterized. Lineage: Eukaryota; Apicomplexa; Conoidasida; Eucoccidiorida; Cryptosporidiidae. The coding region runs from base 1 to 7113 and encodes 2370 amino acids. The record is from RefSeq and is a predicted model, not a curated record. The transcript has a single exon.
AUGGAAAAAAGCAUGGGAAAACACGGCCAAAUUGUUACAAAACCAAAGCCGAGCUGCCCAAAUAUAGAAGAUGAAUUAAGAGCAAUUUGUGCGCCAUGCAAAAGCAGUAACCUCAAUUACAUUAAGGUAAUGUGCGAAAAGGCUUUGUUAAGUUUUAGGCACUAUAGGGAUGUAGUAUAUAAGACAGAUUGUGACGAAAAUGGAGAAAGAUUUAAACAGUUUCCUGCCACAGAUAUCUGUUCAGUUUGUAGGGAAGCUAUAAUAGCAUCUACAAAAUACUCAGAUUCAAUGCAAUUGUCUAUAUUGGGUAUGAACUGUAUUCAACAAAUACUAAUACCAGGGCUAUUAGAUACUUCGCAUAAAAUAACAAUAUUAGCAGUGUUAAAUGAAAUUACAUUAAAGGCUUCUAUUACAAUUAAGAAUAAAACCAAGCACACAUCUAUUAAUUAUCAUGGAAAUCACUCUAAUUCAAACAGUGAUAAAGAACAGGUUUUACUAAAAGUGAUUCAAACUAUAUUAUUGUUUUUGUCUCCAGAAAUACUCGAAUUUAAUGAAGCUAUGAUUACACUAAUAGUUAGUAUAAUUUCAACUCUAUUUAACUUGUCAGGUUAUUACCAAUUAAUUCAAAUGUCUCAGCUUGCAAUCAGACAGCUUAUAAAUAUAUCACUAGAUUACAUUGAUUCAAGUAAAGCUAAUAAAGAAGAUAGUAAAGGUAUUUCAGAAGUUGUUUCUCUAUUAUUAAUUAAAGACAUAUCAAUCAUGAUAGAUAAGAAUAUUGUAGAGAACGUUAAAUUAGUUUCAAACAGUAAAACUUCAAAAGAUAAUAUAACCCCACUAUCCUUACUUAAAGGAGGAAUUACAAUUCCAUCAGAAAUAUGCCUGGAUUUAUGGUAUGAAAUUCUGGAUAACAAUGUAUCAAGUAGAAGAUCACUGUUGGAAAAUAAUGAAGAUUUAAGAAGCAUAAUUCAUAAUAUAUUAUUUCCGACUCUAACUAAAUGUAUUCAAAAUGCAUGCUUAGAGUUGAACCCAAAAAUGUCUCAGAACAUUCACGACUUUGUUAUGUUUGCUAGGUUUAUCAGAUUAUUUGUCAAGAUUUUGGAAUUUAACUCUAGUAAGAAGUUACAAGGUCCUUUUAUUAAAGACUGUAUUUGUAACUCCUUAAUAAGUUUUAUCCAAGUGAUUUCUGAUGGUAAUUACUCUAAUAUACCAAGUUGGUCUCUUCAAUGUAUUUUAGAAAUGUUGAGUGAAUUAGUUCAAAACCCAGAUACACUUAUCAUAAUUGGAAACUAUAAUGUUAAAUUGCCAAAUAAAGAGCAAAAAAUGAAUGAAGAAUGUGGAAUAACGAAUCUUCUGGAACUUAUCAUCUUCAACAUCAAUCAAAUUCUGGUUUCUCUUAAUGACCAACUUGAUAUCCUUCACUCAGCUGAAAAUACACUAAACUUAUCUGUACCAUCUUUUCUUAAUGAGAAAAUUUCUCUUCCUUCAAUACUUUUACCUCAACAUAAUAAUACCAGCAUUGAAUGUGGGUACUUUAUUAUUGGCUCAUCUAAAAAGACUUCGGAAAAAAACCUAAGACUUAUCGACAUUAUCAUGGAAGAUGAUCGCAUUUAUCACAUUUCAAAAUAUUAUACUUUUGGCGGGAACCAGGCACAUGCAGGAGGCACUACUAAUUUGCCUGCAGGUAAUAUGCAGAGCUUGUCAAAUUUAUCUUCGGUUGUUUUGAUAUCACUAAAACCAAUCGAAAUAUCUCUACUGGUUUUUGAUAUAAUUUUGAAUAUUUCAACGUGUUUAAAUAGUAUUUAUAAGGGCCUGAUUAAUGGUGAUUUGGAUAAAAAAGUAGAAUUUGAAAAAUUGGUAUUUAAUAUUUGGGAUAAAUUUUAUAUAUUAAUAAAACAAUGCAUGGAUUACUACCUUUUAAGAUAUUAUGUAUAUAGGAUCAUUACUUUUCUAUUUAUAAUUUCAAAUUUACCUGAAUUUAAGUCAAAACUAAGUAACAUUUUGGAGUUAAUUUUUGAAUCGUUAGAGAAAUACUACAAAAAUAACCAAAUCUUAGAGUCCAGAAUUCUUACUGAUGCAGUUAUGCUGGAGAAAGUGUUUUCAAUAUAUAAAUGUUUUUUAUCUAUUUCAUAUCAAUUUAGUGAGUGCUUAGAUGAGGUUUCUUGGCAACUGUUAUUUAGAUACAUGGAAUAUAUUGACCGUAUAUUAGAUAUUGGAUUGGGGCCUAUGGUAAAAUCUAAUGAAGUAAAGUCUAGAUCUGUAACUGAAAUUGGAGAGUCAGUGGAACUUGAUAAGAACUUAUUAAACCAGAAACUUGAACAUCAACCUUCUCUUGAAAAUGGAGAGUCUAUUGAGUUAAGCAAUCUUAAGACUAAAGAUGGAAAGGUAAGAGAUGGUCAAAUAAUUAAAACUCUCAUGGCUGAAUCUACAAUUCUUAGAGCAUCUCAUCAGGUAUUUCUAAAGGAUCACAUCAAAAAAAUUUCGGAAAAUACCAUGAAUUGUGUGAUUAAAGGCAUAUACAAAGAGCUAAGUUUUAUUAUGUACAAAGAUAAUCUGGAUAUCGAAGUUUUUGACUAUAUGCUUAAACAGCUUAGUUGUAUUAUUCAAUCCAUCUACGACAAAAUGAGUUACAACUUAUUCAUUCCAAUCUGGAACGACAAAAUUAUUCCUCUUUUACUGGAAACUGUCAAACAAAAUAAUUUCUGCAACACCGGUAUUGCAUGCGCACAAGACCAACCCACAUGCAAUUUGGAAAAUUGCAUGCAUUCUAGUCAUAUCUGUCCACAUGAAAAAAAUAAUGACGUGGAGAUGAAUAAAAAUAAGAAAAUAACAAGAAACAAUGUAGAAAAUGUUGAAAUGUUUAAUAGUAUAAUGAAUUUUUUGUCGUCAACAAUAACAACAAUUUUUAAGUUCAUUGAUGAAGAAAAUCCUAUGUUGAUGCAAAAUAAUGUUCAGACAAGUUUGUUAAAUCCUUAUUUAAUGUUGACUGGAUUAUUUCCAAUGUAUAACACUUUGCUUCUCCGUUCGCUAUAUUCAAUAUUGUGCUCAACAAUACCAAGGCUGGACAAUUCUACAUGGAUAUUGAUUAAUGUAUUAAUUAAUAAUAUAAUUCAAGAGAGAUAUUCUAAAUAUAUCAAGUACCUUAAAUAUGAGAAAUCCACUACUAAUGAAAAUAUAGUUAUCAAUGGUUCAAUAUUGUUUUUGGAAUCAUUAAGUAAUGAAUGUUUAAAUUCUGAAAAAGAUCAAAUUGAGAAUAACCAUUUGGAUAUUGAUUAUGACAUAGAGUUACUUCAAGCAUUAUUUUCUCUGAUAGAAUAUAUCAGUGAUGAGGCUGAAAUACGCUUUUUAAGCAAUACAAACAAAAUAUCUUCGUCUUGGAAUUUAUUAAUUGAAUCUAUUGCCGUAUUUGGUCGUGUAAAUAUUUCCACAGAAAACAUGGCGUUUCAAGCUGUAAGUUUACUAUGGAAAUUAACUGAUUUAAUAGGACCUUCACUAUCUAAAAAUAAUCAAAAUACUCCAAUUGAACCGGAGGAAAGUUUUGAUUGUAUGAGCGAAUAUGAUGUUGAAACAGAUACUAAUAAGAUUUUAGUAUUCAACCAAAGGAAUGUCAAGAUAAGCAUGAAUAAGAUUAAUAGAGUUUUCUACUCAGAUUAUACCAACAUUGAGAUAAUUUGGUUGAAUAUAAUACUUCAGUUGGAGGACUUAUGCAAAGAUCCACGUCAAGAAAUAAGAAAUUGUUCACUUAGAAGCUUAUUUUCCGCAUUAAUAACACACUUUAAGUACAUAAAGAACCAGUUAUUGAAAUCAAUUAUUGUAAGAAUUCUUGAGAAUGUUCUAUCGCUUAGUAUAGAGCAGUACAACAAUUCCUACAAAGAAACCAAUUAUGAAGAAUUACAAAGUUUUAAUUCUCUUUUAAAAGAUGACAAAGAAUCUAAAGAAACAACAACUACAGCUCUUUCAAAGAAAGAAACCGAAAAUGUAUAUUCUAGCCAAAUUAAUACAUCCUUGGAGUUUGAAAAUAUUAUUCCUGCUCCACAAAAUUAUGAUUCUGAGUUAAAUAAAACGGGUAAAAAAGAUGAAUGCCCAUCUUUAUCCACUAGUUUUAUAAGGAAUUCUCAGCAAAACAAACUUUGGGAAGGAACAUUGGCUAUUUCUAUAGAUGGAACUUUAAGAGUAAUUAAGGAGUUAUCUCAAAGUAAUGUAUUGAAAGACCUGGAAUCUCAAAAUAUAUGUCAUGAAUGCACAAUGUUUUUAUACAAAACAAUAUCACUUUUGCUAUCUUAUAAGAAAGAAAACUGCGAUCGUUCUGGUGGUUUUAAUAACAAUAAUAAUGCUAUAAUAUAUGCAAAAGAUAUACAGAUUACCUCAAUUAAGACAUUAUAUGAGCUGCUAGUUGUUUCAAUGAGAAUUGGUAAUAAGGAAUUAUGGAAUUCAGGUUUUCUCAUUUAUACAGAAAUUAUUGAUAGGAUUCUUACUCAAAGUUGUGAGACUUUAAAAAAGCUGCAAAGAGCUGAGGAAUUUAUUCAAGAUCUAGAUCAAAGUUCUAAGGAUGAUUCAAUUUACAAAUCAUAUAACAAUUAUGUUCACAAGUUAACCAAGUUCUAUUUAUCUGACAAGUUAGCAGAAUCUUUGCUCCAGUCCGUGGUUGAUUUACUCAUUUUAAUAAAUGAAGAUGGUAAUAUGACAAAAUAUAUGCUAUUUGAUGAGUCUUUUAAACAAUUGACUAUACUAUUGGAUCUGAUUAUUUCAAUCAUUACAUCUACCGAUACCUUUAUUCACCAUACGGUACCACUAUCUAAUUUGAAUUACCCAGAAAUAACUGACCAUUUUCUAGAUACACUUAAAGAAAUUAUUAAUAGACAAUCUAAUGAUCAAAGAUGUAAAACUGGGUUAUAUGCCAAGUUUUCCGAGUAUUAUAACAAUCAAUAUGGCAAAAAUGAUACCGAUUAUGGUUUGCUUGUAUCAUCAUUAUCAUCAUAUGGUUGUAUAUGGGGCAGAGACAAAAGUAAUCCAAUUUCAUCAUUGUAUAUUCCUAAAUUAGUUAACUUUGAAAAAGACAAUCAAGAACAUGUUAAAUCAGGUAAAGAAUUUAAUACUAAUGGAAGGAAUAUAAACCGGCUGAUAUAUAUUGAUGAUUAUAAUAAUAGUGACUUUAUUCAUGGAAAUUACAUUAAAAAAGUUGGAAAUACUUCACUUUUGGAUGAAUUCUACCAAAAAAGAAAGGAUCAAUUAAGUAAUAAAGAAUUAGAAUCUGAGCAUUUGAACAUUGUUUAUUUGUUGAGAAAUAUUAGUAAUUUAAAUAUGUUCAAACCAGAGGCCAAUUAUUGUUACUAUUUAAAAUGUAAAGAAGUCUCUAAAGUUGAAAUGAAAUCAAUUGAUGAAAAUAUUAUAGAGAGAACUAAUAAUAUCGGUACUAGAUCAUAUUUAUGUUCAAUAAAAAAUAAUAAUGAUUAUUUAUCAUCAUGUAUUAAUGGUGAGAUCAGAUUUGUAACAACAAUACAAAAUAUAGGAAUGGAGGCACUACAGUUUUACAUUAUGAGUUUGUUAUCCUUUAAUCAAGUUAAAAACAUUGAAUCUAGUGUUUUGGGAGAAAUUUCUUUCAGAAAUAUAUUAAUACCUCUAGUAAUUAAAAAGUUGUUGGAUACUUUGGUAAUACAUAAAGAUUUGUUUAUGGAUACUAAUAAGAUAGGAAUAUCUAGUAAGAUUAUAUCAUUAUUAGUUGGAUAUAAUAGAAAUAUAAUACUCAAAAGUAUGGAAAUGUUUCAAUUGUUUACUAUUGAAAAAGAUCAAAUAAAGAUUCAACAAUUAUUAAGUGGAAUGUUAACUAAUGAGAGUAGUUCAAUAAUUCAAAUGAUGAUGAUUUUACCAUAUUUAUUUGAAAAGUUACUAUUACUUAUGGAAUUAGAUAGGGAAAGGAUAUAUGGGAUUUGGAUGGUGGCAAAGGAGGCUAUUUUAGUAAUCAUGCAUGAUUGGAUAUCAUUUAUAGCAUAUAUCAAAAUGGAAUUUAGAGAUAUUCAUGGAGAAGAUUUUAAUUCAAUUAAGAAUGAGUUUAAUCAAAUUAUUAUGGAGAAUAUCUGGCCAUUAUUUGUUGAAAUUAUUGGGAAUAUGGUAAAAGAAAAUCAAGGUUUUGGACUAAAAAUUGUUGCAAGUAAUAUAUUAAAUAAAAAUUUACUAAAGGUCAAUAAUUACAUUGAAAAUUACUAUUUAUAUUUUGAUAUAUUAUUAGUAAAUGUGGCUAUGGAUUUUAUUUUAUUAUUAAAUAGAUUGAAUAUAAGAGAUGAGUUACAAGAGCAGAAAAGGGAUGAUAUAGAGGAUUUGGAGAUGUUUGAAUUGCCUUACAAAUAUUAUAUAAUAAUGAUCAAUUACUUUGAUAGCUUCAUUAACGAUAAUAAUUCUAUUAAUCGAUUGGAGUUAACAAUUAGGAGUGCCACAGAAGAAUAUAAAAGGUCUAAUUAUAGGGAAAAUAUGAAUUUUGGACUGUCAGCUAUUCAUGGUAAUGUUACUAAUGGCAAUUAUCCAACUUUAAAUGUUAAUUAUCAGACAUUGAAGAUAUAUAUAAUAGAAAAGUUAUUUGCUUUGUAUGAUCAUUUGAACAAUAAAUUAAGGUCAAUAGGAAGAAGGAAUAUUAUUCAUAUUAUUAACAAAGAAGACAAAAAUGAAAAAUUAAAUGAUCAUGGAAAGGAUGAGAUAUUAAAACUAAGGUCAAAAGUGAGAGAUUUGGUUAAUUGUGUUGAAGAAUUGGGAGGUAUAUUGCAUAGAAUGACAAGUAAUAUGUUUAAGAAUUUUUCUAUGGAAGAUUUACAGAGUGGAUUAAGACCAAUGCCACAUUUAAAAAUAGAAGAAAUUCAUUCAUUAUUGGUUUUAAUUGAGAAACAUUACAAGGUAUUAAGAAUUUUUGAAGAAGAAAAUUUGGAUGAAACUAAUGAAAUCCAAUUGGAGAUUAUUAAAGUAGGAAAGAAAUGUUUUGGGAAUUAUAUAGAAAAUGUAUUACCUGAGUUAAUAGAGUGUGUUACAUGCAAAGAUCAAAGUAUUCGUCAAAAAUUGAAAAGUAUUUUGUCUAGUUUAUCCAUUGAUAUCUCAAAAGACUAUAAUUCUUUGCUUUUAAAUAAAUUUUGA